This is a messenger RNA of Hevea brasiliensis (rubber tree), 858 nucleotides long. RefSeq lists its product as uncharacterized. The record is from RefSeq and is a predicted model, not a curated record. Bases 1 to 858 code for a protein of 285 amino acids. NCBI's taxonomy places the organism in Eukaryota, Viridiplantae, Streptophyta, Magnoliopsida, Malpighiales, Euphorbiaceae. The transcript has a single exon.
AUGCCACAAGUGGAUCUCGAAACCUUAGUUUCAGCAUGCGCCGGCGUCUCUUGCGAACGCAAAAUUGCCUGUGAGACACUAGCCGCUACCACCACGACCACCAACGACGAUCAACACCAUCAGCCUCAAGAAUCUAUUACUGAUCCACCAGAAAUCCCUCCUGAUCUCCCGCCUGAAUCUUUCUGGCUUUCUAAGGACGCCGAGCUUGACUGGUUCGAUCGUAAUGCGUUCAUUGAGCGCAAGGACUCCACCAAAGGAAACUCUCAUUCAACUAACUUGAAUCCCAAUGUUAAUCCCAACUCCAAUCAGUCAAAUUCUCAGAGAUUCUCUAACUUGAAGUCCAAAGCCUCUAUUAUUGGUUUGCCAAAGCCACAGAAGUCUUGCUUCGUCGACGGAAGGCGCCACUGUAAACCGGGAAAUACACGCCUCUUUCCCAAACGGUCUGCCACCACUAAAUCGGAUUCCUCGGUUAUCGAGCCAUCUUCGCCCAAGGUCUCCUGUAUGGGAAGAGUGAGAUCGAAGAAAGAUAGAAACCGCAGAUUAAGGAAUAAGCAACGAUCUAAUGAAACCGAGAGCAAAAGUGAAAAACAGGAAAGGAAACAAAAAACGGGAUUCUUGGCUAGUUUUCGGGCCAUCUUCAGAGCUACUAGCAGUAACCGCACGGCCAAGAAAGGAAAAGAUGCAUCGCAAAGGGGAUCGCUGUCAAAAAAGAGCUCGACGGCGAAGACGAUCGACAUCAGGGAACGGUUACCGGUCAGCGAGAGAGUCUCACCGGUGGGUGCUGAACCGGUUGGUUUGGGUGGAAUGAAGCGGUUUGCCUCUGGUAGGAAAUCGGAGUCGUGGAUCGACGUGGUGUGA